Messenger RNA from Tinamus guttatus (white-throated tinamou), 3859 nucleotides. It is a transcript of the gene PLAG1, whose product is annotated as PLAG1 zinc finger. Gene Ontology annotation, molecular function: DNA-binding transcription activator activity, RNA polymerase II-specific; RNA polymerase II cis-regulatory region sequence-specific DNA binding; DNA-binding transcription repressor activity, RNA polymerase II-specific. Lineage: Eukaryota; Metazoa; Chordata; Aves; Tinamiformes; Tinamidae. The record is from RefSeq and is a predicted model, not a curated record. Gene Ontology annotation, cellular component: nucleus; nucleoplasm. Gene Ontology annotation, biological process: regulation of cytokine production; negative regulation of transcription by RNA polymerase II; regulation of immune system process.
UUUAUAAUUAGCAGUAUAUAAUGUUUUCUGCAUGGGAUAGAUUUAUCCCUUUUAACUUUUCCCUUCUGAUUCUUUCUGACUCCUGGUCUUGCCACAUCCCAGGCUUUCUGAACAUGCUAGUUCACUAGAGUCUAGUCUGUUCUUCCUUUUGUUUUUCAGACCAGUAAAAAUGGGAAGUACUGGAUUCUGGUUUCCUCCAAGAAGAGUCAGCGGAACUGGUUAAGACCAAAAUCUGAGGACUUUAGUGGACAAACAUCAGUCCCCUUUUGCUUUCUUUUACGACCACAUGAAACUUGAGAAGCCAUCUAAAGCUAAAUCAUUUAGUGGAGUUGGGCAAUUCCCAAGUGUCCAACAAGAAGGCCUGGUUUAGGCUGCGAUGGCCACUGUCAUUCCUGGUGAUUUGUCAGAAGUAAGAGAUACCCAGAAAGUCCCUUCAGGGAAACGUAAGCGUGGUGAAACCAAACCAAGAAAAAACUUUCCUUGCCAACUGUGUGACAAGGCCUUUAACAGUGUUGAGAAAUUAAAGGUUCACUCAUACUCUCACACAGGAGAGAGGCCCUACAAGUGCACACAACAAGACUGCACCAAGGCCUUUGUUUCUAAGUACAAAUUACUAAGGCAUAUGGCUACUCAUUCUCCUGAGAAAACCCACAAGUGUAAUUAUUGUGAGAAAAUGUUUCACCGAAAAGAUCACCUAAAGAAUCACCUACAUACACACAAUCCCAACAAAGAGGCCUUUAAGUGCGAAGAAUGUGGAAAGAACUACAAUACCAAGCUUGGGUUCAAACGUCACCUGGCUUUGCAUGCUGCAACAAGUGGUGACCUCACCUGUAAGGUAUGUUUGCAGACUUUUGAAAGCACAGGAGUGCUGCUGGAGCACCUAAAAACUCACGCAGGCAAGUCAUCGGGUGGAGUGAAGGAGAAAAAACACCAGUGUGAACACUGUGAUCGUCGGUUCUACACCCGGAAGGAUGUCCGUAGACACAUGGUAGUGCACACUGGAAGAAAGGACUUCCUCUGUCAAUACUGUGCACAGAGAUUUGGGCGGAAGGAUCACCUAACGCGCCAUAUGAAGAAAAGUCACAACCAAGAACUUUUGAAGGUCAAAACAGAGCCAAUGGACCUUCUAGAUCCCUUUACCUGCAAUGUUUCUGUGCCUAUUAAGGAUGAGCUGCUUCCAGUGAUGUCUUUACCUUCCAGUGAACUGACAUCAAAGCCAUUUACAAACACUUUGCAAUUAAAUCUCUACAAUACUCAAAUUCAGUCCAUGCAGAGUUCUGCAUCUGCACACCAAAUGGUCGCCACAUCGUUGCCAUUGGGAAUGCCUUGUCCAAUAGAUAUGGAAUCUGUCCACCCUUCUCACCAGCUAUCUUUGAAAUAUCCGCUCAGUUCUACCUCAUACGCAAUUUCUAUGCCUGAAAAAGAACAGCCAUUAAAAGGGGAAAUUGAAAGUUACUUAAUGGAGUUGCAGAGUGGUAUGCCUUCUUCAUCCCAGGAUUCUCAAGCAUCGUCAUCAAAACUAGGGCUGGAUCCACAAGUAGGGCCACUGGAUGAUGGGGCUGGGGAGGUUUCCCUUUCCAAGAGCUCCGUUUCUAUUAGCGAACCUCUAAACACCCCAUCAUUGGACUUUUCUCAACUCUUCAACUUCAUACCUGUAAAUGGCCCUCCCUAUAAUCCUUCCGUUUCAGUGGGAAACCUUGGGAUGAGUUACACACAAGAGGAGGCACAUUCUUCUAUGACUCAACUUCCACCACAAACACCGGAUCCACAAGAUCCUAGCAAUAGUAUAGGUCUUGGGUCCCUGCACUCGUUGUCAGCAGCUUUCACAAGCAGUCUAAGCACAACCACGACCCUACCACGAUUCCAUCAAGCUUUCCAGUAGGAUGUACAAAGCUGGCUUAUUACUGUCGAUUUGUAGAAAUGCCUUAGGUGACCAUUUUUAACUUAGUGCCUACGAUAAGACAUUAUCAAUUCUCUGCUUUUGUACAGUACCGAUCUCAUGAAGCCAGUAAGAAAUUUAAGUUAACUUUUUAAAAAAUGUUUUGAAAGUGUUUAUUCUCAACUGUUUACUUUGUUUUCUAAAAAAAGUCUCCUUGUAUUGUUUUCAUUUUCACUGCCAAUUGACACACGUAAAAUGUUCAGUAGAAAGUCAUUGCUACCAAAUGUUUUACACUCAUACUUUUAAAAAAGUUUUUCAACUGUAUCAGUCAUUCUGUUUUACUGAUUUCAGUGGUAGAACUACCAUUUUUACCUUCUAUGUAUUUUAGUGUUUGCAAGUAAUCUAGUUAAAACAUAUAUCUCACAGAUUCCUGAAGACUUGGGAAAGAAAUCCCUAGUCCCUUUCCAAAAAAGAAAACCCUUCCCAAUGGCAACAUCUGAUCUGUUCUAUUAUGACAAAUCUAAAUUUUUUAAAUAGAUAUAUAAAUCAGAUUUUUCUGAAGACUUGUGUGUGUAUAUAUAGAAGUCCAUAUAUACACACGUACUUAUAUAUAACAUUUGACUUGUAUUGAAGUCAUUAUAAAAGGUAAUUUGGCCAUUUUCUGGCUUAAAUUGUUGUGGCCUGUUAGAAAUAUUGAAAGAAAAGAAAUUUAUUUUAAUUUUCUAAAACCAUGAUUUAAUGGAAAUUGAGAGAAUCUCUGCUUGCUAAAUGACAAAUGUUUCCAGUUGAAAUUGGAACUGUGUUGUGCUUUCAAGACUCUGGUAGAGGGAAACAGGCAAAAAAAAAAAAAAAGAUGGCUGAUCUUGAAAUAUAAAAGUGUUGUAAUUUAGUAAUGCAGAAUAUUUUGUCGCAGUUUUUGUUUUAAUUCUUAACUUGCUGUUUUUUUCUCUUUAGUAGCAUAGAAAGAGUACUGCAUAGGAAACUUCCAGUAGUGUAUUCACACUUGUAGGCAUCAGUCUUCUCCCAGCUGCCACCGCCAAAGGGUGGAUCAAGUCCAGCCAGGAACUCUGUCCGUUCAGUACUAGUGUGCAGUCAGAGAGUGAAUGUAAAUUUGCAAAUACCAUUUUUUUUUAUUGGAAUGCUCUUUUCACUUGUGUUUCAUGGUGUGUUAUGUCCUCCUAAGCAACAAGUUAGAUGUUAAUCACGCUUUCUACACCUGGGUACUUGGUUAGGGACGUUUCGCCCGUUGCCAAGAUUUAAAGACAGGACUCUUAGGAGUGAAGUAAAAGCAUAUUGCUUACACCACUUUUACCUAAUACAAUAUAGUCUAUUCCCCAAGCCCUUGUAACCAAAAGAGGAAAAAACAAACAAACAAAAAAACUGUGUUGCAUGAAAGCAAACUAGAUUUGCUGUAAUUCAAUACUGACAGCCUUUUCCUUGUCAUUUUUGUACAAGGAAUUAAAAAAUAGAAACUGAGUACAUUAAUAUCUCUCUAACAAUAAUGAGGAUUCAUGUAAGGUUUUAAGUGGUUAAACUAAAUAUAUACUUCACAGAGACAAAAGUUGCUCCCAUUUAAGGAGCUUAUGCUCCAAAUGUUUUAUCAGUAGCUCCUACUUUUUUUUUUUAAUUCUAGGAGCAAUAUGCAGGUGUAGUUUUACUAUUUUAUACAUAUGUGUAUUUAAAUUUUAUUACUGAAAGAUAACAUUUUUAUAAAUGUGUUUGUGUUCCAAAGGCAUUAAAAUAAGGAUGUAUUAAUAAGGAAAACACCUUUUCAAAUUCUUCAAACUACUCCUAGAUUUUGGGCUUAGGAGCAUAUUAUCUCAGUGUGGGCUUUUAGCUCUGCUUCAGGACUGCUUCCUCUGGUUUCUAUGAAACAGAUCGCUUGCUUGCUUACAUCUUUAGUUGAAUGAUUCGUUCAAUAUUGCUUUUUUUUUUUCUUGUCACCUUUCUAAAGGAAAGAAAAACGCAGACAAACAGAGC